This is a messenger RNA of Meyerozyma guilliermondii ATCC 6260, 459 nucleotides long. RefSeq lists its product as uncharacterized. The coding region runs from base 1 to 459 and encodes 152 amino acids. Lineage: Eukaryota; Fungi; Ascomycota; Pichiomycetes; Serinales; Debaryomycetaceae. Gene Ontology annotation, cellular component: Golgi apparatus. The transcript has a single exon. Gene Ontology annotation, molecular function: small GTPase binding. The record is from RefSeq and is a predicted model, not a curated record. Gene Ontology annotation, biological process: vesicle-mediated transport.
AUGUUUCAGUUGCACUUUUAUCGUCGAUUCUUUGACCUCGAUACCGAGACUUUUUUCAGGAAAAUUCAACAAGCAUUAAAUCCAUUCAAUGGGGCACAGGCGGUUGACGACGAGCUGGACGCCUCUGAUUCAGAGUUAUAUGGGUUCAUAUGGAUCACAGGCACACUCAUAUUCUUAGUUUUUGUCAGUUCCACCGGAUCUAACCUCUUGGCUGAAUGGCUCCAUCCAACCAAAAAGAGCCAAAAAUAUGAGUACAGCUUCGAUUUGCUCACGCUAUCAAUUUCCUUGUUCUACGGCUACAAUGUGGUGGUUCCAGCGUUGUUCUGGGGCUUUACAACUUGGUUUCUCAAGUUUCCACAACCAACUUCGUUAAUACGAGUCAUCUCGAUCUACGGCUAUACCAAUAUUUUGUGUGGUUCCUAUCACCGUGCUCAACCUUCUAAUCGUUCUCAUUGUUAA